AUUUGCUCUCAUUGUCCUGUGGUGCGGAUGCAGAUCGGUUGACUAUAUAUAAUGCUACUGUAACGCCUUGGUCGAGUGAUGAAAAGUGAAGCUCAUCAUCAGCACUCAUCAUCAGCACUCAUCAUCUUACCAUUUCCAUCUCAACCACAACAAAACAUCAAAGCAACAAAUCAUCCACCAUGACUGAGACAGUUCUUAUUUUCGGUGCCUCCGGCAACAUGGGCGUGUCAGCCGUCAUCGCCGCCCUGCGCUCUGGUCGCCAGGUCAUUGCCGUCGUCCGCAACAAGGCCAACGCCGAGAAGAUUUACAAGUACGCCGGCACCCGUGAGGGGAUCACCGUCGCCGAGGCAGACCCCACUUCCGAAGAUUCGCUCCGAGCUCUCAUCGACCAAGUCCGUGCAGGGAAGCUACCCAGCUUCCAGCACGUGUGGGCGUCCUGCGGUGGCAUCUACUGGGAAACUCCGCUCCUCGAAAUCGAGUCCGACGCAUUGCGCGAGAUCUUGAAAGUGAACGUCGAAUCCUACGUCUAUGUCUACCGCGCCACUGUGCCCUACUUGCUCGAGAAGGGCUUCGCGGGUAGCACUUGGACUCUAUGCACCGGCGCCCAGGGUGACUGGGGCCAUCGGGCAGGCCCGGCGAUCACUCAAGGCGCUCUUUUCAGCCUCGCCAUUGCGGCCGCUCGUGAGACCGAGAAGACUGUUGUCCGCUUCAACGAGGUAUACCUGGCCUAUCGCGUUCAGGUCGAGGUGGAUGGCCCGGAUUUCUACGGCAUGCCCCUCCAAUCAUCCGAGGCCUUUUCGCCCUUGUACCAGAAGGUCCUUGACGGGUCUGAUAUCAAGGGCAGCCGGAUCAGUGCUCUUGGUCCCAAGGAUGUCAUCGACUUGUCCGUCAAGAAGUUGUUCUGAGGACAGUUGAUGUUACUGAGCCGGACUUUCACGACGUGCAGGAACGGGACUAUCAGUCAUCGGGCGGACAACAACACCAAAGUUUUGUUCACCUAAGUCUAGCAUA
Molecule: messenger RNA, 1011 nt
Organism: Colletotrichum destructivum
Lineage: Eukaryota; Fungi; Ascomycota; Sordariomycetes; Glomerellales; Glomerellaceae
Product: Putative short-chain dehydrogenase/reductase SDR, NAD(P)-binding domain superfamily
Exons: 3
Coding region: 180-905 (241 amino acids)
Molecular function (GO): oxidoreductase activity
Source: RefSeq, a predicted model, not a curated record